Molecule: messenger RNA, 410 nt
Organism: Macadamia integrifolia
Lineage: Eukaryota; Viridiplantae; Streptophyta; Magnoliopsida; Proteales; Proteaceae
Product: splicing factor 3A subunit 2-like
Exons: 4
Coding region: 127-372 (81 amino acids)
Biological process (GO): spliceosomal complex assembly
Cellular component (GO): catalytic step 2 spliceosome; U2 snRNP; U2-type prespliceosome
Source: RefSeq, a predicted model, not a curated record
UAGGAAAUGGAAUCAAUCUUGUUUUAUUUGGUUGAAAAUCAGGUAAUCCAGAAGCUUAAUUGAAUAGAUGCUUUUGAGGAACCUUUUCAGAUUAAACUGGGCUAAUAGACAGGGACCUGCAUAUCAAUGGCCUUACUUGCAAUUGUCAAGAUUGGAAGGCCUGGAUACAGGGUGACAAAGCAAUUUGAUCCAGACACAAAACAGAGAUCUCUUCUUUUCCAGAUUGAAUACCCUGAAAUUGAAGACAAUUCGAAGCCACGGCACCGUUUUAUGUCAUCCUUUGAACAGAGGGUGCAAUCCUGUGAUAAAAGGUACCAGUAUCUUCUGUUUGCAGCUGAGCCAUAUGAAAUCAUUGCGUUUAAGGUACAGUAAUGUUAACAUAAUUAAUGUUGUCAACCUUUUCUCUUCCG